Molecule: messenger RNA, 2505 nt
Organism: Lytechinus pictus (painted urchin)
Lineage: Eukaryota; Metazoa; Echinodermata; Echinoidea; Temnopleuroida; Toxopneustidae
Product: thioredoxin 1-like
Exons: 5
Coding region: 189-509 (106 amino acids)
Cellular component (GO): cytosol
Molecular function (GO): protein-disulfide reductase activity
Source: RefSeq, a predicted model, not a curated record
ACAAAAUUCGAGCGGAGUUGACCUUCCUUAGAGCUAGAGCAACACGCUUGUGUGUUGCUGCCCUCUACGUUCGUUGUCUUGUACGUACGUUCGACUUCGAGGUUGCUGAAUUCGUCUCGUCUUCAAUAUUUUUGUAAAUUUAUUAUCGUUAGGAACUUAGGAUUACAACUGGCCACAUUUCUUCCAUCAUGGGCGAGGUUAAACUAAUUGAGAGCAUGGAGGAUUGUGCCUCUUUCUUGGAAAACAAUAGCUUAGCAGUUAUAGAUUUCUUUGCAGAGUGGUGUGGACCUUGUAAGAUGAUUGCACCAAAGGUUAAGGAUCUUGCGCUUGCAUUCGCAAGUGUGAAAUUUGGCAAAGUUAAUGUAGAUGACGCAGAGGAAGUAGCUCAAAAGUAUGACGUCAGUGCCAUGCCUACAUUUAUAUUGUUCAAGGAUGGACAGAAGUUCGAUACCAUUGUGGGAGCAAACGAGGCAAAACUUAAGGAAGGAGUUGAAAAACUUGUUAAAUAGCUGGAUCCUAGAUGAUAGACCGUGCUGCAAUACACGCUCAAUUGGCCUUUCCUUUCACGUAAAGCCAUGUGUUUUCUAUUUCCCCAAUUUCAUGGAGUCCCUGUCGUCAAAUGGUCUUAGCUACUUAAGCUGACUGAUGAUUGUGGCAGCAAAUAUAUACCUCUCUAUAAAUGUAUUAAUCUAUCUGCUUCAAGUCCAGAAAAUGUAUGAUCUUGUUGUAGUAUCUUCUACGUAAUUUAGAAAAAAAAUUGGAUUGAACAUAAUAAUGGUGGACUUCAAGGUUUUUGACAUUUGUUGCUUGUAAGAGUUAGGGGACUCGAGUUCUGUGAUUUGUCUCAUUAUUUUCUGGAAGCACCAGUGAUAGCUGGCAUCCUUCUCAUGCACUUUGUGAUGAGUCAUCUUAAUUCAUCUAAACUUGGUUCACUUUUAAUAGGGAAUUAAUGAAUACUUGGUUGAAAAAUAUUUGAGUUCACUGCGAGUUGAGUGGAGUUUGACAGAGGUUCGCACUCUUUGUUAGUUGUCAUGAUUUGUAUGUAGAGCUGUAUGUGAGGUCUCCCUCUCACAAUCGCACUAGAAAGUAAUCAGUGACAAAUCACACAGUCACCAUAUUUGUCCCUGUAACUUGGCAUAUGUUUAACUUUAACUGUACUUUCAUCAUUUAUAAUGUGAUUUCCUGUCACUUAUUGUGAGAUAUGUAUUUGAUUUGUUCCAUACAUUUACACUUUCUCAUGCACCCCCUCCCCUUCAUUAAUCCACUCACAAUUUAACAAAACAUCGAUGAAAUAUGAUUUUGAAAAUGAACAAUAUUAAAGUGCCUUUUGAGUCGAUUGAUUGAUUGACUUUAGUUGCAUUGUUGUUCAUGAAUAAGUUUUGUUCUUCAUGUAGGAAAUAAAAUCCCAUGUUCUGGAAUGUAUUUGAGAUUCCUAGUAUGAAUCAAGAUGGGUAAUUAUUUUCUUCACUCGGCAGGUCUUUAAUAGUCUUUAUCAUGUUGUUUAAGGGUAUUUAUUUUUAGAGUGAUGAGGCAUACAGUUUAUGUCCAUGGUUAAUAAAGUGCAUCGCACAAGGGUCUUACUAAUCCCUUUCCAUUGCAUUGAGUGAGCAGCAUUACGCGCAUGAAAAUUAAAUGCAGCUGUACCGUAAUUGAGUAUAUCUUAUUGAAGCUAUCUCAGGUUAUGAUGUAAUAAUGAAAAAGACAGAAACUUAGUGACUACAUGUAUACAUUCUGUUUCUCUCUUGUAUUUGUUUUUUUGUUUGUUUUGACUUGUAUUUCAAUGUGUAAUAUCUUUGGACUCACAAGACCCUCAGUAUUUUCCAUUUUCAUUUUAACGUGUAGAAUGCAGCACUAAUCUACAUGUAUAUACAGGGAUUUGAUGCCAGUAUCACCUAUGAAAAAAGGAUAUGUCUAGAUGUUCCAUCCAAUUCAUUUUCCAAAAUCUUUAUUGCUGAUUGUGUAUCACAAUUUAUUGUUAAAAUACAUGUGUUCAAAACUUUUAAUGAAGAGGUGAAGUACAAUAGCUAGAAAUCUACAUACAUGUACAUGUAAUACCAUUGUCAGAUUUGUAUAUCAUUUUUACUGUUCAAGUAAUCUGAUCUACAGUGUAUAUCUCUAUUUCAAAUACAGGUAAUAUUUAUAUUAUUAUAUGUAUAGCCAAUAUAAAAAGUUCAGAACUGUUUAAUAGCAACUUCACACAUUUGUGCCAUGCACAAAAACAAUGUUAAAUAAUCCUUGAUAAAAGUCCUUGUGAAUUUUGCAUUAAUUUCUUGUAAUUAUGUUUUGUACAUGUAACUUUUUUUAAAUAUCCUAUUCCUAAAAUUGCAAAUCACAAGCCAAAUUUCAUAUUUCUCUUGCUUUCAAAUAGUGUGUUGGUGAUUUUGUUUUGAUUCACGCGAUAUUCUAUUUUUUUAUAUGUCACUUGAUAAUCUAUUCCAAUGAUCCUCUCGAACAUGAAAAAUGGGAUUUGUUGUGAAUGUAGUAAAUGUAGGCAAUUUCUAACAA